AUGAUAGACAUCUGGGCGGACGAUGCUUCUACUGGUGAAGGCAUUGAUUUGUUAAUUGGAAAUGAUUUAUACUUCUCAUUUAUCAGAAAGAGUGUUGAUUUGGGAAAUAAUACUUAUCUAGUAGAUUCUGAUUUUGGUUGGUUCCUCGCAGGAAGUGCUACUAACAAUAGAAAAAGGGACAUUCUAUCAGUUGCUACAUAUUGCCAGUGUCAUGAAAUCAAUCAAGACUUUUUUACAGAACCAGAUCUUCCUCUGCGUACCAUAGAUGUCAAAUUUUUAUGGUCACUUGAGAGCAUCGGGAUAUGUGAUUCUCCAAAAACUACAUGUGAGGAAGAAGCCGUGCAGCACUUUAACAAUACUGUCAAAUACAGUGAAGGACGGUACCAGGUCAAGUGGCCGUGGAUAGAGUAUCCACCUAAAUUGCCUACUAAUUUUGGACUUGCCUUUGGAAGGUUAAAGGGUGUAUUACGGAGGUCAAAUAAAGAAGUCAUGACAGAGUAUGAGGAAAUCUUAGAGGAACAGCUUGAAGCGAACAUAAUAGAAGUUGUGGAUCCUACCAUUCCUGCUGACCAUCCAGUUCACUACCUACCUUUUCAUAUGGUUCAACAGAAGGGAAAAAGAGGCCGGCUGGUCUACGAUGCUUCAGCUAAGCUGAAAAACGAGAAGAGCUUGAAUGAGUGCUUAUACAGAGGUCCGAACAUGCUGGAAGACCUUACAGGAUUGGUACUGAAAUUUAGAAUUGGGAAAAUUGCUAUCACCGCCGAUGUUGAAAAGGCUUUUCUUCAGGUUGGUCUACAAGAAGAGGACAGGGAUGUGACCAGGUUUCUCUGGGUCAAAGAUCUGGAAAGGGAACUAACCGAAGACAAUAUCAUGCAGUACAGGUUCUGCAGAGUGCCUUUUGGAGUGAUAUCAAGUCCUUUCCUCUUAGCGGCAACAAUUCGAUAUCACCUUUCAAGGACUAACAAAAGUCUUCUUUCAGUGAUAGCAGAUAAAUGUUAUGUGGACAAUUUAGUAACAUCAGUUCAAUCAAGAGAAGAGGCUCUCAAUUUGUAUGCUCAAACUACAAACUCAUUCAAAGAAUUAGGAAUGAACAUACGAGAUUGGAUGUCUAACGACAAAGAUUUUGUAGACAAGAUUCCCGAGCAAAAGAGAGCUAAACAGGAAAGUGAAAUGAAGAUCCUCGGUUUGAUAUGGAAUUUGGAAAAUGACACCUUAAAGCUCAAACUGAAUAACGAAACCUUUGAGAGCGAGAUCAUAGACAGAGGUAUUACAAAGAAAGGAGUCUUGAGAGUACUAGCACGUCUGUACGAUCCAUGCGGGUUUGUGUCACCACUCAUGCUACCAGGAAAACUCUUGUUCCAGGAGAUCUGUACUAGGAAGUUAAAAUGGGACGAGAUUCUGCCUGAAGACUUGUCAACAUCAUGGAGGAACAUAAUUGAGAAUUUAAAAGCUGUUAAGAACGUAGAACUGCCAAGACAUGUCGCAAGUGGUUCAAAGUCGGAAUGUACGAAGUAUGAGCUACAUUGCUUCACUGACGCAUCUAUGAAUGCAUAUGCAGCAGUUGUUUAUCUGCGCGUCAUAACUGGAAAGCAAGUAUCAACUUCGUUUCUCAUGUCAAAAUCCAGAGUAACCCCAGCAGAAGACAAAAGUGAUCUCAAAAUUCCUAGACUUGAAUUGCUAGGGUAUCUGAUAGGAAGUAGACUUCUGAGGUAUGUUACAAGCCACAUAGACCUAAAUAUAUGCAAGAUAUAUUUGUGGACGGAUAGUCAAGUUGUCAUAGCUUGGAUCAAAUCUAGUAGAUUACUUCCACCAUUUGUAUCGAGACGAGUCAAUGAGAUCAAGCAAAUUAAGGACAUCUUAGGUGCAGAGCUGCGCUAUGUCAACUCAAAAGAGAACCCUGCAGACAUAGCUACCAGACCAGAAUUGUGGCAUCAGAAACAGGAUCUAUGGUUCCAUGGUCCAGAUUUCCUUCUACAAGACCAACGUGAUUGGCCUAAGGAGCAGAAGAAGGAAGAAAUGUGCUUGGCCGGGAGGGCUCUGGACACGGUGGAUGGUCCAGAGAUGACAAUUAAAGGCUAUGAAGACCAAGAUAGUGAUCUUAACUUUUCUGAAAUGGAGGAUAAUCCUGCAGCCACUGCACUUCAUGAAAGUUUGGAUUCUAUGCAAAACCCAUUAGACGAAGAGAAGUGUGAAGAGACAGUGACUGAGAUAAAGAAGUUACAAGAAAAAUUCUUUUCAGAAGAAGUUUCAGGAAAGGUAACCAGUUUGUCACGAAACUUAGGUCUCUUUGUAGACGAAGAUGGGAUCUUAAGAUGUAAAGGAAGGUUCGCGAAUGCUAAUUUGUCGUAUGAUAAGAGAUAUCCCAUUCUGAUUCCGAAGAAAUCGCCCUUCACAACCCAGAUAAUUCUGAAGACGCAUAGAGACAACUACCAUGUUGGGGUUCCACACACGCUAAGUAUAUUACGCGAAAAGUAUUGGAUCCCCCAUGGGCGUGCCCAAGUACAGAAAGCUCUGAAGAGAUGUUCGCAGUGUGAGAAGUAUUCUGGAGGUCCUUAUAAACUGCCACCACCACCUGCACUACCCAGUGAAAAAGUUAACUAUAGUUCUCCAUUUACCUUUACUGGAUGUCCACUAUCUGGGUCCGGUAUUAGUGGAAACAAAUACUGGUAG
Molecule: messenger RNA, 2670 nt
Organism: Cydia amplana
Lineage: Eukaryota; Metazoa; Arthropoda; Insecta; Lepidoptera; Tortricidae
Exons: 1
Coding region: 1-2670 (889 amino acids)
Source: RefSeq, a predicted model, not a curated record